AUUCAGAGCUAAGUCUCCGGGCUCCUCUCACAUCUGCAGGAGCAGCCAGCCUGGGACCGCGCGGCGCGGGGCGCGCGCUCGCCUCUCCUGCACCCCCAGCCGGCGCGCUUCUCGUAUGGGCGUCUGCUGCAGCCCGGCUGCGGUCGAACGGAAAGCGGCAGCGGGAGGCCAAACUUAGACCCAGCUGUGGACUAUAGAGCUCAGAGGAGGCAGAGGGAGAGGGAGAGAGAGAGAGAGAAGGGACUCGAGGACGAAGCUUCCACCACGUCAUUGCAGGAUGUUCUGGAAGCUUUCCCUGUCCUUGUUCCUGGUGGCCGUGCUGGUGAAGGUGGCGGAAGCCCGGAAGAACCGGCCCGCGGGCGCCAUCCCCUCGCCUUACAAGGACGGCAGCAGCAACAACUCGGAGAGAUGGCAGCACCAGAUCAAGGAGGUGCUGGCCUCCAGCCAGGAGGCCCUGGUGGUCACCGAGCGCAAGUACCUCAAGAGUGACUGGUGCAAGACGCAGCCGCUGCGGCAGACGGUGAGCGAGGAGGGCUGCCGCAGCCGCACCAUCCUCAACCGCUUCUGCUACGGCCAGUGCAACUCCUUCUACAUCCCGCGGCACGUGAAGAAGGAGGAGGAGUCCUUCCAGUCCUGCGCCUUCUGCAAGCCCCAGCGCGUCACCUCCGUCCUCGUGGAGCUCGAGUGCCCCGGCCUGGACCCGCCCUUCCGACUCAAGAAGAUCCAGAAGGUGAAGCAGUGCCGAUGCAUGUCCGUGAACCUGAGCGACCCGGACAAGCAGUGAGCGCCGCGCCCCACGCAGCGCAGCCCCGCGCGCCCGGCCGCCGCCGCCGCCGCCGCCUCCGUCCCUGCCCUCCGAGCCCGCUCUCACGCUGCCCGGUGCCCCCCUCAGCAGCCAGCACGUCUCUUAGGGCUGACGGUGUCCUUGUCACACAACGUGGAUCGCAAGUGGCGCUUUCGCCGACGCGUUCCUGACCGACCCCGGGCCCCGCCCGCGCCUCCCACACCAGGUGGCGGAUCGGGCCCGAAGGCAAAUGCUGGAAACCGCCACCCGCCCCGCCAGCAGUCGCAGAGGACCUUUCGAGGUCGCGCGCUGCAGAUCCCGCAGGGAUGUUUCCACCAUGUGGAAAAGCGAGGAUCUCCCUGCCCGCCCCCUGCACGCCAGCCCGCCCGGCUCCCGCGCGAAGUGGAGGAUGCCGCACUUUCCCGAGCUGCCCCUCAGACCUCUCCUGCUGGUCCCCUGGACCUCGGGCUGGGGGCGCUCACUCUGUGACCGGCAGGCUGCCCUCGGUUGCUGCUGUGAGGCGGAUAUGUACGACCUCCAUAAAUAAGUACGGGGAUGGGGGCGUCUCCUAAUAAACCGGUACCAGGAAGACAACGCGAGCCGCCUGGAUCCCGAAGUGGGCUUCCCGGGGAACCCUGAGCACAGCGGCUACACUCUCCCCCACCCUCCGUCACCACCACCUCUUCUUCCUCACUAUCCCCACCCCCGAUUUGUGGACUAAAGAUGAACUCUGGUGUGCAUGCUAUUAUUGCUGCAAUUAGAAUGUUAUCACACACACAAAGGUCUCUGUAUUAACGCUGGUUUUACAAGUGACCGUAUAUUGUAAAGAGCUGUUUUAAAAGUAUUAUAGACCUAUUCAUGUAUUAUUUCACAGAUUUUGACUCUGUCUUGCAGCACCAUUCUGAGUAAGGAUGAGAGCAGGGGAUGAUCUGCCCAGAAGGUGUUUUACUCAGAAAAAAAAAAAAGCCUGGUGGUCAGCAAUUCACUGUCAUGCACCUAUUUUAGAUCGGGCAGGGAGAUGGACGGAGUCGUGUUUUUUACUUUGAAUUUUAUUUCACUGAAGGUACUAAAGCAUUGCAGCACAAAGUAGAAAUUGGUUUGGGAUAGAUAGGUACAGGGAGAAGCAUUCAUUGGGAAAUUGAUGACCAGAAACUCGAAAACCCCUUUAAUGCGGAAUAUGCAUACGUGGGCUGAAACGGUAUACUAUUCUCACUGCCAUGACACUAAGCAAAAAGUAUUUCCUGUUAAAA
Molecule: messenger RNA, 2034 nt
Organism: Saimiri boliviensis boliviensis (Bolivian squirrel monkey)
Lineage: Eukaryota; Metazoa; Chordata; Mammalia; Primates; Cebidae
Gene: GREM2
Product: gremlin 2, DAN family BMP antagonist
Biological process (GO): animal organ morphogenesis
Molecular function (GO): receptor ligand activity; BMP binding
Source: RefSeq, a predicted model, not a curated record